AGAUGUUAUCCGUGAUAGGUUGAGAGAGAAAAAAAAAACAUACAUAUGCAAGACAAUGGUGCACAGAGGCUAGUGGGGGGAGAUAAAGGAGUGUUUGUGCGGCGCUGGGCGGUUUGGUGGCUAACGAGACCCGCAGUCUGAGCUCGCCCGGCAUGCGGAGGCGCGCGGGGGCCGUCUGCACGAGCCGCACGGCGGGUGUUUGAUGGAAGGAGGGACGCGCGAGGCUGUGAGGUUGUGAGGCUGUGAGGCUGUGAGGCUGUGAGGCUGGGGGCAUCAGCUGAGGAGGGGACGUUAGCUAGCUAGCUUUCACCAGUGGAUACAAGUGUUUUGCGUUUUGACCCGAUCGCGCAACAUCCCGUCGAGUCGGUAAACAUGGCCACGAAUGGUAACAGUGUGACGCCCGGGAUGGGAGAGAUCAUCCAGCUGAACGUCGGAGGGACAAGGUUCAGCACCUCCAGACAGACUCUGAUGUGGAUCCCAGACUCUUUCUUCUCCAGCUUGCUGAGCGGUAGGAUAUCAACUCUUCGGGAUGAAACUGGAGCGAUAUUUAUCGACAGGGACCCUACAGCGUUCGCACCCAUCUUGAAUUUCCUCCGAACCAAAGAAUUGGACUUGCGUGGUGUGAACAUCAGCAUCCUGAGACAUGAGGCCGAGUUCUACGGAAUAACACCUCUAGUGCGACGCCUGCUGCUGUGUGAGGAACUGGACCGCUCAUCAUGUGGCAGUGUUCUCUUCCACGGCUACCUCCCGCCCCCAGCUGUCCCAGCCCGUAAGUCCAGCUCCGCCUCUGCAGCCUCUGGCUCCACUGAGGAUCGGCCUGGUCCAAGUGGAGCAGAGGGGGGGUUCAGCCGAACUGGCCCCCCCGCUCACCCCUCCCUCCCCGGCCCAUCUGGGACAGAGGACACCCACAGACUGGGUCCUGUGGUUGACCCUAGGAAGGUGCUGAUUAUAGCAGGACACCACAACUGGAUUGUAGCAGCUUAUGCUCACUUUGUCAUCUGCUACAGGAUAAAGGAGUCUUCUGGAUGGCAGCAGGUGUUUUCCUCGCCCUACCUUGACUGGACCAUCGAACGCAUCGCGCUCAAUGCCAAGGUGGUGGGCGGCCCGCAUGGAGACAAGGACAAGAUGGUGGCUGCCGCCUCUGAGAGCAGCAUCAUCCUCUGGAGCAUCCAAGAUGGAGGCAGCGGCAAUGAGAUCGGCGUGUUCAGUCUGGGAGUGCCAGUCGAUGAUCUCUUCUUCAUUGGAAACCAGCUGGUGGCUACGAGCCAUACUGGCAAGGUCGGGGUCUGGAAUGCGGUCACACAGCACUGGCAGGUUCAAGAUGUGGUUCCCAUCACCAGCUGUGACACAGCAGGAUCCUUCCUACUGCUAGGCUGCAACAAUGGCUCUAUCUAUUAUAUAGACAUGCAGAAGUUUCCACUGAGGAUGAAGGACAAUGAUCUGCUGGUGACGGAGCUUUAUCACGACCCUUCAAAUGACGCUAUCACCGCACUGUCUGUCUACCUCACGCCUAAAACCAGUGUGAGUGGGAACUGGAUAGAGAUCGCCUACGGGACCAGCAGCGGUGCGGUGAGGGUGAUCGUUCAACACCCAGAGACGGUGGGAUCAGGGCCCCAGCUCUUCCAGACGUUCACAGUCCACAGGAGCCCCGUGACCAAGAUCAUGUUGUCUGAGAAACAUCUAGUGUCAGUUUGUGCGGACAACAACCACGUCCGGACAUGGACAGUGACCCGGUUCAGAGGGAUGAUCUCCACCCAGCCAGGCUCCACCCCUCUGGCCUCCUUCAAAAUCCUGUCUCUGGAGGAGACGGAGAGCCACGGCAGCUACUGCUCUGGGAACGAUAUCGGUCCAUUUGGAGAGAGAGACGAUCAGCAGGUUUUCAUCCAGAAGGUCAUCCCCAUCACCAACAAGCUGUUUGUCAGACUGUCCUCUACUGGAAAGAGGAUCUGCGAGGUGCAGUCAGUGGAUGGGACCACCAUCUCUUGCUUCAUGGUCCGGGAGUGUGAGGGUUCCAGCCGGAUGGGCUCACGACCCCGGCGCUACCUGUUCACUGGCCAUGGGAACGGCAGCAUCCAGAUGUGGGACCUGACCACUGCCAUGGACACGGCUAACAAAGGAGAGGAGAGGAAGAAAGAGGAUGUAGGUGGGCCGACAGAAGAGGAGCUGCUGCAGCUGUUGGACCAGUGUGACCUGAGCACCUCCCGCUGUGCCACACCAAACAUUAGCCCCGCCCCCUCUGUGCUGCACCACACACGCCUCCGAGAGUCCUGCUCCAGCCUGCAGUUACAGGCCCAGGAGCCCAUUCCUGAGAGCCCGCCUACGUAUGGAGCUCUGCGGCCGUACAGAGAGAGCCCCCUGCUGGCCCGCGCACGACGGACUGAGUCCUUCCACAGCUACAGAGAUUUCCAGAACUUCAGCCUGAGCCGAGGUGCACUGGAGAGUCCCGGUCAGACGCCUUCCCAGGUGCCUGGCCCCAACCACGACGCCCGGCGCUCGCUCUGUGACUUUGGGCCUGAGGACAGUGAGAGGAGGGCCUCAGUGAUGGAGCUCUGGGCCAGCCGAACCUCCGGUGCUGGUUCUAACGCCAAUUCGGCAUCUAGUGUUUCCGGGGCAACGGCAGAAGGCAUUCCAGAAUCGCCACGGCAACCUCCCGACAGCCCGGUGGUCGGAGGUGACGUCAGACGAAAGGUGUAUCCACAGCCUGAGGAGGGAGAGGGGGCGGGGUUUGGGGGAGAAGGGUUGAAGGCAGAUGGAGGUGCGAGGAAGAAGGGAGUGCUAGAAGGAGGCUUGUUUCUGGGGAGAAAGAGGGCUCCGCCCGUCCCACACCUCUCCUCCCUCUCCUCGUCUGCGGGAUCUGAGGGAGGCGGCAGCGACUCCUCUGCCACGGCCUCGCCCUCUCCCACAAAACUGGCCUCCUCCACCUCCCCACGACACAGGAAGCUGGCCCCCGAGCCAACCAAUCAGGACAGCAGCCUGUGAGGGCAGGCAGCGUAACACGUACACUCCUCCUUCCUGGAUGUGUGGGUGAAGUUGCCUUGGAGUGCAGACUAGGACAGCACUGACACCAGAUCAAUCUAUGGCAGUGGCAUAACUGAGGCUCUACAGAGUAUUUACAGAAUAUCUGCUCCGCUGUGGGGGCAGAGAAUAUAUCCACUCGUCAACUGACUGAUACUUACCAGCGUCACACAUACACUGUAGAUGGUUGGGUUGUACAGCAGCAUGCAGACCUGCUCAGUGGACACCCAUCUCCUCAGUGAAGUAGGAAUACAUUAUGUGCAUCACUUGGCAUCCACUGGAAAAACAAAAGUCACAUCCUUUACAUCUUUCAAGUUUCUAAUUUGAAAGAGAAACGCGAGGCCACAAACGACCUUCAGUGCUCUACUAUGUUCUUUACUCCAAAUGUUUCAACACUGUGGUAUUUGGUACUUCAUCAGAUGCCUGAUUGAGCAUUGACAACAGUUUGCAACGCUGUUUUUCUCUUACAUUACUCAACAUCCCCAGUGGGAUCAAGCCUAAUUCUCACGAGGGACGACUGCAGAUCGCCACAGAGGAGCAGUGUGACAUCAGCUGGAGGCAGAGAUCCUUCAACUGCGACUGCACCGCUUGUCGCCAUGCCACCCUAACCCUAACCCAGCAUUACGUCAUCUGUGCUCACAUAACAACAAGAGAUUUAACAGGUUUUAAUGUGUAUGUGACUAAUUUACUCAAAUUUGCAUCCGAAUCAGAAGAAAAGGUUGAGCCCCCGCCCUGGUCAGUAGAAUUGGAAGAUGAAUAUUAUAUUUUGGACGGCAAAGUCCAGCGUGAAGAGGUAGCAUCCUGACCCUUACAGGCCACCAUCUCAUGCUAAACAUGAGCGUGACCUCUUAUUUUCAGGAUUUGGAGCUUUUGAUACAACUUGUCUACUUUAGUAACAGAAUCUGGUAUUCCCAGUGUGUCCUCGUGAGAAUUUCAUGUUUUUAUUUUUAACGCUCAUUUAAAAGCUGCUUGGUGCAACUGGAGCUCUAAUUGCCUCAGAUUUCCUUGAGUGUUUGCUUUGGCUUGUCUAGACACAGGCAAUGAAGUUUGCACUUUUGGAAGAGUGUGAUUGAUUGAAAUUUGCCAACUGAGCUAGUCGUGGAGAACUAUUGAAAAAGGUUUCUGAUCGCAUGUAUUGAUCUUAUUCUGUUUACAUCUUCAGGGACAUGACCACAACCUUUGAUAACAAGUCAUUUCAGGGGUGCCACGGUGCUGCCCUUUCUCUAAAAGGAGGAAGUGUCCCACCAGAAAUAUGCUCAUACACAGUUCAUGAAUUCAUCACGGGGAGAUUCCUAAAUUUCUAAAAAUGUAAAUAUAGCACAGAACUACCAGUGCAGUGCUUUUAAAUCUCAUGGUAGGAGCGUGAUGGUGAGACACCUGAACAGCUGCAAAAGUGGAAGAUGAACCAAAGCACAUCUCAUUCUUUAUCAGAUAUUUAAGGCUUUUUCAAAUACGUUUUUCACAGUCUGGUGGGAAUGCCAUUUUGUUCAGAACCUGAUCUGGUGACAUCCGCUAAUUAUUGCGAUGUCAAACAGUUUGUUUAGAUUUUUCAAAACGCUCAGGCCUCUUGCGAAGCCUUGGCUCUGUUUUUCUAAUUUGUGCUGGUAUCAAGAGACACAAGCCGGAGCAGCUCCACUGACAAACGUGAAAAUGUGCAUUUAUGUUGUAAAGUGGAACUUAACAACAUCUUACCUUAAAUAGGUUUCCACGACUGCAACCUUGGCAGCUACUUAAAUGAUAUUUCUGCUGUGUAUUCCUAAAUGACUGCAGUCAGAGACAGUGGUCAUAGUUACCUCCACCAACAGAGAUGAACUGUUGUGUUGACUGACGCUGAAAGCAGAUAGUCGGCAUGCAGUGAAACCUUUCUGCAGCUCCACCGGGCAGUAAAACCUCUGGUUCAGUUGCUUGACCGCUCAGUGACAACUAUGCAACAAUGGAGUUAAGAUGCACAACAGAUAUCGUAGUAAAAACACUCUGUGUGGCCUCCAGAGUUUUUAAAUCCUCAACAUUGGUAUCCAUGGAUGAUGUUUUCCACUGCAGCUUGAAACAAUUCUACUUCAUGGUUUUCAGGCCAAUUUCUACUAUUUACCUAGUCUGACACCUUAGGUAGUGUACUAACCCACCCGACUGUCCACAAUGAAGGUACAAAACUGCAGCUGCUGUGUGCAGCUUGUGUAGUCUUGUGCAUUCCAACUUGUAAAUGUGAAUUUGAAAAUACAGGCUUAGUGGCACAGCCAAGGACCUGCAGUUUUAGGGGGAAAGAUGUGUGUUAAUGGAGACUGAUCCACAUGUCAUAAUAUUCACACUAACACUGAUAGUAGCUCACCUUUGGCUGCAUUUAUCCAGGAACAGAUUAUUAUUAUUUUUUUUAAACUUUGUGGUGUAGAUGUGAUCCUUUCAUGGAAGUCAAAAUCCACAGAAAUAAUUUGGUACAUUUUUCCUGUUUCCUGUUUAAAUUCAGUCUGUGUUUGUCUCCUGUUUCACUGUGGUGCCUCUGUGGUGUUCAGCAUGAUCUCACACUAAGUUUCCACACGAUGACUACACUCACCUCACUACUAGCACCUACACUACAUCACUUUACCCGUUUUUCCUUUUCAAGCAGAGUUUUGACGCGUGCGUUGGUGAGAUGACUGUUGCAGUGCCUUAUUUAUCUAGUCUGACGGUUAUCGACCUGCCUGUGUUUUAUCUGUGCUGUGUUUUAGUUGAAAAGGACUCUGACCAAAGGCUUGUGAAGAUGGAGCUCACUGUAGAACCAGAUGAUGGACACUGUCCAGCCUGGCUAGAGGUGUCUUAUGAUAGAUUUACAAUAGGUCACUAGGUCAUAUUUGACGAGACAGAUCUUGUCUGUGGUGUAUUUUGUUUUGACAGGAUGCAGGAUGAAAAUUUUAGGAAGAAAAAAAAAAAACAGGUUGAAAGGGUAAGAUGUUUUCAUUUAUCAGCGAUCAUCUGGAGUGAUAGGCCUUAGAGAUUAAAUUAUCACGAUGAUAUCUUUUUGUGAAUUAAUAAUAAUAUUGCAAUAGCAGGAUUUGCUUUGACUGGAACGAGAAAGUCCCACUCUCGCUCCAACACGUUGGAAACCCUUUCAGUGCUGAGGGAGCCUUGUUCUGUCCAGGCAGCGGUGGACACAAACCUCGGCUGCGGUGCAUGCGAUGGUAAAAUGAGAGUGUGUGAGCUGCAGUGGAGUGUAGGAGAAGCGAACAAAGGCACCUUGGUGGUUAUGUAGCUGUGAAGGCCUCUAAAGGACAGGACAGCCGGAAAUACAAUGACAGCAAAUCGUUGUGUGAUUUGAACCUACUGCUUACUACUUCCUCACUGCUUGAAGCUGUCACACUCCACCAGUGGUUUGUUUGGAGUUGGGAUCAGACAGUGAUUAGAAAAAUGAUCCAGGCCAACGCUCGGCUCACCUUGUUGUCCUCCACGGGCAUUUUGAGCUCUGGGGGCAUUACAAGCUGAAGCUGUUGGUGUGGCAGGAACACAAGUGAGAUGGGGAGGCUGUCCUGUCCUGUUAAUUAGAAUUUAGCGAGUACAGCGCCUGCUUUGAAAGUGGAUUUCAGCACAGUCUAUCAUUUCAGCAUAAAACGCAUAACGAAGUGGUCAGUUGACUGUAAAAAAAAUGUAAAUCUUGUUAUGCAAACUGACUAUAUGGAAAGUAGACGUACAUAAUCAAAACAAUAUCCUAAUAUUGUUGUGUGUGUGUGUGUGACGCUCUGUUGAUAGUUACGCUGUUGUCCAUUACAUAUUGUUGAUAAUCCUAUAUGGCCUAUGCUGAUAUUAUCAUGCUAUUGGACCUAACUGCAUUUGCAUUUGCACUAUUAAGACUAAAAUUAUGAAGUAACUUGCUAGUGUUUAUUUUCUAUAAGACAUUAUGAAGUGUAACGUGCAUCUCACGGCAGUUGACUCGACUGUCCGUCUGUCCAUCCUGUCAUCUGUCUGUCCUUACAUGUUGUCCCGCAGUUCCUCUCUGGCUAUGUUUACAUUAUAUUCCAGCCAGAUGUUAGUGAACUGAGAGGAAUACAGAUGUGUAUUUAUAUUGCUCUGUACAAUGUUUUUAAAAAUAAUAACGUAUGUUAGCAAUUAUGUUGUAAUGGUAUGUAUUGUUGCUUACUGAUACAUAUUAUCAAAUACAAAACCUUUGUCACCAUUGAACCAUCAUCAUGCUUUCAGAGUCGAUGUUAACUGAAUUUAAGCUGUUGAAACAAAAAGCAUUCUCAUUUCAUUUUGCCAUAUUGACGUUGCAAAUAUGCAGAAAUGAAUGCAAAUAUACAGCUUCAAAGUUUUCUAAAGAAGCCUCAAAAUAGUAAUGAGUUAUUCUAAAGGUCUGGACAAGUGAUACACCCCUCACCCUUCAUUUUUUUGCUUGCCAUUUUUUUCCCCGCACUGCAUAGAAGCACCAUUCACUGCUUAGGACUGUUGACUUUGGUUCACUUUUUGGGAAAAGUUGGUCAACCACAGAAAAGAGUUACAUGAUUUUAAAUGUUUUGGCUCUGAGACAAGUAGAACAGUGUUUAUUAUCAGAAUAACAAGAGUGAUGCUUGAUGUUUAGUGAUCUUAUAGCAGGUUUACACUCGACCAGCUGUUUACUGUAGCUGUAGACCUGGUGAGAAUAAACUAAAAAAAAAAAAAGGCAGUCAUUGUUUUUUAGUACAUGGGUUGUAUGUAUAACUUGCCAAAGCAGAUGAUUUUUGUUUUCUUCAGGAGUCACCGCAGAGUGUGUGUGUGUGUGUGUGUGUGUGUGUGUGUGUGUGUGUGUGUGUGUGUGUGUGUGUGUGUGAGUGAGAGAGAGAGUGUGUGUCUCCCCAGUGCUUUCAUUUCAGUAACCUUCCUGUUCAGACAGUCUCCUCUCUGAGAUGGCGUCUGUCGUCAUCAUGAUUUAUGAGUUUAAUAAAGCUGUGUGUGUGUGUGUGUGUGUGUAUAUGUGUGUGUAGCUCAGGGCCACGCUGUCCCUUAAAAUCACUCCACAAGCUCUCUUUUCACAGCCUUUCCCUCCCUCCAUGGCUGACAAUAGCUGUGAAUGUGCCUGUGAAUGUUUUAGCAGUGCCCUUGUCAGAAUGGCGUCCUUGAGCGAGGGCACGGUUGUUACUGCCAGUUUGUUAAUUUCAACCUUGCCGUGAUGUCCCCUGAAGGGACGCAGGAGCAAAACUCACUGACUGCUACUUUUGACUGAGAUACUGUCCUGCUGUGUGAGUGUGUGUGUGUGCAUGUGUGUGUGGUGACUCCUUCGUGGUACAGCUGAUUGUGCACCUUAGACAGAGACCAUGUAACUGUAUUGUAGAGACGCAAAAGGAGAAGGUCUUGAAACGACGCAGGCUUUAACUUAUUCCCAUAUCAGCCCCAGCACCAUGACCUGUCAUCUGGGUCUCUGUUGGUGAGAGAAAUCACAUGGAGCAGCUUCAUUUAAUUAAUUUGAAUUCAUCCAUUUCAUAACACACUAAUGUGCUCUUCUAACUGAAUGCUAUCCACUGUGUUAGGCAUCAUUUAAGCUGCUGCUUUAUAUCUUUUUUUUUUUUUGACAUUUUUCUUGGUUCUCAUCAAAACCAACUGCAUAUGUAUGAAGUGUUUUCUUACCAUAAACAAGUGGAUGGUGAUAUUGGAACAUACUAGCUGACUAACAUAACCUCAUUGUGUGACAAUUAAUCAUAUAUUGCUGUAUAAGUCAAGUUUUUAGUCUUUGUAACACUUACUGUCAUCAUACAUAUUUUGACCUUCAGAAGAGGUCAUACCUGGCUUAAAAUGAAGGUGGUACGUGUGUGUGUGUGAGUGUGUGUGUUAUGUUUUGAGCUGCAGCUUGUGCAUACUGACAUCUCUGUUUAUGAUGGAGUAAAACAAUAGUAGCCUGUAAAA
Messenger RNA from Myripristis murdjan (pinecone soldierfish), 8856 nucleotides. RefSeq names its product potassium channel tetramerization domain containing 3 (gene kctd3). Gene Ontology annotation, biological process: protein homooligomerization. The coding region runs from base 373 to 2979 and encodes 868 amino acids. NCBI's taxonomy places the organism in Eukaryota, Metazoa, Chordata, Actinopteri, Holocentriformes, Holocentridae. The transcript has 19 exons. Gene Ontology annotation, molecular function: protein binding. The record is from RefSeq and is a predicted model, not a curated record.